This is a messenger RNA of Psylliodes chrysocephalus, 2958 nucleotides long. Lineage: Eukaryota; Metazoa; Arthropoda; Insecta; Coleoptera; Chrysomelidae. The record is from the annotation of a GenBank genome assembly.
CUUGAGAGACUAGGCUAUCCUGUGUAAUAGUGUGAAUCCUUGGUUUUAAUUUUUGUUGUGACUUUUGUUUUGAAUUUGAGGUUAAGGUACACACAGUCUCAAAUAAAAUAUAAAAAAAUAGAGAUAAAUGAAUGAAUGGAAUGAUAUUAUUUAUGUGUUGAUUUUACAUAUUUGUUUAGUAUUUUAGUUUCUUAGUUUUAGUUAUCUCUGAUUUUAUUAAAUGGUUUUCAGUUUAAAAACAUUUGUAGUUUGGUUAUUUUAAACAGGAAUGUCUCGUUGUUUUGUAAUUGGGUGUAACAAUGCAACUUACGGUCAACGAUAUAAAGUAGGUGUAACAUUCCAUGUAUUUCCAAAAGUUUUCCAGAAAGAAUGGCUGAUAGCCACAGGGAGAUCGGUUGAUCAUUUUGUGACGCAUGAAAAAAUUUGUUCAGAACAUUUUAAAAAAAGUGAUUUUGAACCAUAUGGAGAACGCAAGAGAAUAAAGCCGGGAGUGAUACCGACGCAAUAUGUUUUCAGCCAACCAGAAAUACCUGUAUUCACAAGAAAUUUUUCCGAAUCAGAUAAUAUAUAUGAAGAAGAUAGCUGUUCAAACAUUGAUAAUGGGUAUGAAAGGUUGACAGAUGAACAUUCUAAAGUAGAAGGUAAUUCAAGUUCACCUGAAACUUUCCCAAGAUUGAUACGAGCUUUUCAUACCUAUAGUAAAAAUCCCUCACUUAUGCCAAGUAAUUUAACCUCACCUGAAAAAAAUGGGAAAACACCAACUACUUCUACUAUAAAAUGUACAUAUAGUAAAAAACCCUCACUUAUGCCAAGUACUUUAAUCUCACUUAAAAAAAAUGGAAAAACACCAACUACUUCUACUACAAAACAUACAAUAAUAAGGAGUCUUCAUACAUGCAGUAAGAAUCCUGAAAAAACAAAGACUGACAUCUUAGAAAAAAGAAUUAAUAUUCUUCAGAAGAGGGUAGCGUUUCUUACAAAUAAUUUAAAAGUAUCUAGAAGAAUUAGUACUAGAAGAAAAUAUAAAAUGAAGAGGAUGAAAAAAAUAAUUUGUGGUUUAAAAAGGAAAAUGUCUUUAUUUUUGGGACUGCAACAGCUUUAGAAACCUAUUUUGUUUGUUAAAAUAUUGUUAAGUAACUAAUAAAACUAAACUGAUCAUACAAAAAUUUCUAAUGAGUUGAGGAUUAGUGAUAACACUGCAAUUUUACCUCCACAAACGUUUCCCUAGUCCAUUCUUGAUAAGUAGUUAGUUAAAAUUAAUGAUACUUGAGGAUUUACUGCAGCCUUUUAUGUUCAUUAAUAUUUUAAGAAAUGUCAAUGAAGAAAGGACUAACUUUAAGUAGGAACAACCAAACUAAAUGGGGUUAUAAAUAUAAUGGAGCCAACAAGUUUAAUCACUGAAAUGCUGGGGUGCUUAAGAUAGUUGGGGAAUUAUAUCUAGUAGAUUCCAUGUAAAACAAAGUUUCAAAUCGACCAACACGCGAAAACACCCUCACAUAUAGCAAAGCAGAAAUCUAAAGACACUCGCAGACAAAGUCAACUUCCCUUGAAACAAUAUUUAGAAUCUGGAUCGUCUAGUAGUAGUGAACAAGCUAUUUUUAAUGAAGAUUUAUGCAAAGCUUUAGUGACUUUGAAUAUCCCUUUAAUACGAUUAAAUAAUCCAAAUCUCUGAUCAUUUUUGCAAAAAUACUGUAAAUUUGAUAUUCUAGAGCAAAGUAUAUUACGCAAACGUGGUGUUGACAGUUUGUACAUUGAAACUCGUGAAAAAAUUCGUGAGAUUACCGUUGGAAACCAUUUCUACAUUAUUGUGGAUGAAACAACAGACUCUUGUGGUCGAUAUAUCGCCCAUUUAAUGAUAGGUUCAUUACGCGAAGAAAUGCAAAUUGGUCCAUAUCUAAUCGCUUCAAAGCAAUUAGAUAAAACAAAUAACUUGUUUUAUCCAGACAGAAUUGUCUUCCUUUUUUCUUCCGGAAGCCGUUCCAACAGAAAAAUGUGUAUUGCUGUUAUCCGAUGCCGCCCCGUACAUGGUAAAAGCCGCACAAAAUUUAAAAAUGUUUUAUGAAAACUUAAUCCAUGUUACAUGUUUGGCUCAUGUCCUUAACAGAGUUGCAGAAGAAAUUAUGCAUUUGUACCCAAAAUUAUAUUAGAUUUAGAACAAAAAAAUUUACCUUUGGUGACUUCCGUAAACUUAAUUAAGACGUUUGAAUCAAAAACAAUAAACGAAAAAAAUAAGUUAUAUAAAGCUACAAUAAAAAAUCCAUAUGAUAUAGAAUUAAAAACUAGGUAUAAUUAUUUAAAAAAAUACACAAAAAGACUAAUCGACAUAUCAAAAACAACUUAUUUUCAGAAUAACAUUGAACAAAAUAAAAAUAAAUCGAAAGGGCUUUGGGACACAGUAAACGAGGCUUGCAAUUCUGUUAGACCUAAAACAAAAAUAGAUAACAUUAAACUAGUAAACGGGGAUAUAUUAACCAUUUUAAUAAAUAUUUUAGUAAUAUUGGCCAAAUAUUAGCAUCAGAAAUACCACAAGUAAAAGAUGUUCAAAAUGAUUUUAGAGAAAACACUAAUAUGUGCAGUUCAAUGUAUCUAAAUCCUGCUACAGAAUCUGAAAUAAAAAAUAUGAUCAAUGAACUUAAGAAUAAAAAAUCACCAGGACACGAUAAAAUUAAAUCUGAGACGCUAAAAAAUAUAUGUGAAGAAGUUUCAACACCUUUAACUUAUUUAAUUAAUAAUUGCAUGGUUACAGGUUGUUUCCCAAAUGUUUUCAAGGUAGGUAUUGUUAAACCACUGCAUAAAAAAGGGAGUAAGUCAGAGAUGUCAAACUAUAGACCUAUUUCAUUGAUAUCCAACAUAGCAAAGAUUGUUGAAAAAGUCCUUAAAAAGAGAAUAAUACAUUUUUUGGAUAAACAUGAAUUAAUUUCACAGUGUCAAUAUGGCUUUAGGAAAGGUAAAUCCACA